Eruca vesicaria subsp. sativa (arugula) is the source of this 1634-nucleotide messenger RNA. Lineage: Eukaryota; Viridiplantae; Streptophyta; Magnoliopsida; Brassicales; Brassicaceae. The record is from the annotation of a GenBank genome assembly.
CACACAAGUCUUUGACUUUAUCCUCUCUUUAUUAUCUCUUCUCUGUUUUGAGACUUCCAAUGCGAGAAAAUGCAUGCGAUUGAUUUCAAAGAGAUUCAAGAAAAGCUCUCUGAUAGUUUCCGGCCAUGGCAAAGGUCUUUUCAGUUCUGGUCUCGUGCCUCUGAUAUCUACACCGGAUACAAGGUAUUUCAACUUAGAGUGAGCUUCGUCAAGGAUGUUCAGAAGCAAGAGGAAAUGUGGGAGACUCAGCAUGAACUUGCUGCUCACAAAAUUUACAAUAUGUGCUCUGACCUUGGUGGUUUCUUCCUUAAGGUUGCACAAAUUCUAGGGAAACCUGAUCUGGCACCAGCUGCUUGGGUUAGGAAACUUGUCACUUUGUGUGAUCAAGCUCCUUCUACACCAUUCGACUCAAUUCGACUUGUCCUAGAGAAAGAGUUAGGUAAUAGCAUUGAUGAAGUGUUUGAAACUUUUGAUGAUAAGCCUCUUGGGUCUGCUUCUAUUGCUCAGGUUCAUCGUGCAAGAGUAAAGGGAGACAAGAGGGAUGUUGUUGUAAAGGUUCAACAUCCUGGCGUUGAGAAACUGAUGAUGACAGACAUACGAAACUUGCAAAUAUUUGCAUUAUACCUGCAGAAAACAGAUGUCAAAUUUGACAUGUUCUCCAUAACAAAGGAAAUGGAGAAGCAGAUUGGGUAUGAAUUUGACUUCAAAAGGGAGGCCAAUGCAAUGGAAAAGAUCCGUCGUUUUCUUUAUGAUAACAAUAGAAAGAGUCCUGUUCUCGUUCCCAGGGUGUUGCCACAUUUGGUGACAAGGAGGGUUCUGGUGAUGGAUUACAUUGACGGAAUCCCAAUCUUGAGACUCGGUGAUGAAAUGGCCAAAAGAGGGAUAAAUCCUCGUGGUAAGGUGGCAGAGGCAGCAAAACUAAAUAUACUUAGCAGUUUGUCUAAAGCAUAUGGCCAAAUGAUACUGAAGAGUGGUUUCUUUCAUGCUGAUCCACAUCCUGGGAACAUCUUGAUUUGUAAAGGUUCAGAGGUUGCACUGCUGGAUUAUGGUCAAGUGAAGGAACUACCUGACCACCUGAGACUUGGUUAUGCAAAUUUGGUCAUUGCCAUCGCUGAUAACAAUGCCUCAUUGGCAUCACAGAGCUUUAGGGAACUUGGUAUAGUUACAUUUGCCAAGUGUGAAAAUGAGCAGCAAGAACUUCUCCAGUUAGCAAAAACAAUGUUCGAUACAAAGAUGCCUCCCGGUGUAGCAGUUCUGCAACCUUUCUCAGAAGACUCUUCCAUCAAAAAGAUAUCCGUUGAGAGGAACUAUUCUCUGUUCUUCGCACGGUGAUUCUGUUAAGAGGACUCAGCGUAGGGAUUGGGCUAAACUACUCGUGUGCUCAACAGUGGAAGCCUAUUGCAGAAGAGGCUUUGCUUGCAUCUGGAAGACUCUCACCAGGUAGAAAGCAGAAGCAUAGAUUUAGGUCUUUGAGGAGGCUAUACUCAAGAGAUUAAGAAAACAAACACAGAACAUAAUUUAAUCUUUUUUUUUCUCUGGCAAAUGAUACAAUCAAAGCAGCAAGUUGUCUACACACGCAAAUAUCCAGUGACCCAAAAAAACUAUUCAACUGUCAGUUUCACAUUCAAUUAUGA